AUGUUUGGCAUUCUGCGAAGAAGCACAAAGACCGUGGCCAGCCCGUCUCUGGCCCGAGGAUACCGGCGCAAAACCAGCAACAACCCGUUUGCGGGCUUCACCCGGUACAUUGACACAUCGUACGUGCCGAUGCUGUUUUUCAUCGGCUUCAUGUUUUCCGCCACCAUCAACGUUUCCAUGGCCAAGCACGAGUACGACGAGCUGGACCGCAAGAUGACGACGCAGAUCGAGGGUCUCAAAGGUCUGAUCAAGCGGGUCGAGGCCGGCGAAAAGGUGGACGUUGCCAAGGAGCGAGAGCUGUGGUCGUCGUCGGCGCCCUCCAAGGAUGUCCAGGAGAUUUUCGAGCAGAUCAGAGACUCCACUGUUGAGCCCGAGGCGGAAAAGACCGCGUCUAAGGCUGCUCCGGUCCAGGACUCCAAUUCCAAGCCCUUGAGCAAGUUCAUUUAG
Molecule: messenger RNA, 447 nt
Organism: Yarrowia lipolytica CLIB122
Lineage: Eukaryota; Fungi; Ascomycota; Dipodascomycetes; Dipodascales
Source: RefSeq, a predicted model, not a curated record